AUGUCUGGAUCUGAGAGCAUUGGCAGCGGUUACUCAGCCGGCAGCGCCUACGCCAUGAACAUGAGCAUGUCCAACACAUCAUCGAGCAGCCUGCUGCAGGCCUCGAGCAGCAACUCGACGUACCAGGUCAUCAACCAACUCAAGUUUCUGGCUGCCAAAUCGAUACGGAAUUCCGCCAUUAUCCUCGCCGUCUUCAACACCAUUGCAGCCUUUGCCACUGCCAUGGGCAUCCUGUACGACUGCUAUCAGAGGGCCAAGCGGAAUAGCCCGCGGGGCAAACCAGUGCGCGUCUGGAAUUGCGUCACGGGCGCUGAGACAUAUCCUUUCAUACUGUCAUUAGCCAUUACGAUCCAGGGCAUAAUAUUUGCAGUUUCCCAGUCGCGUGGAUUAGAUGGACUAUUUGCUUCGGGCUGUUCCCUGAUAUCGUCCUUCAUGCUACCAGGGAUAUUCAUCGUUCCUUUCUUGCAGCUCAUUUUUGGGCUUGAACUGACAUUCCGUGGUCUCCGAACCAAACCAUUCCCAAAGCGAGGAAAAUGGACAGUCGCCAUUUGCUUCGCAGUCUGGACGACGCUCCUUCUGGUCAUGGGAUUAAUCACUUUCUUCGUUCCUUCUGCAGAUUUCUGCUUUGCUUCCCUGUUCUGGUUCGUCGCCAAAUGGGCCGAGGGUGGUUUUGCGCUCUUUACCUUUAUGUCUGUAGUGCUCAUCGGAUGCGCCAUCACCAUCUUUCUCAAGUUGACGAGGCACUCCACUAUUGAGACAAGCGAAAGAGUCGAAGCGUCACGCAUGGUCUACUUUCUCUCGGUAGCCAUCGUUUCUGAUGUUUUGGUGGUACCCUUCUUCAUUUAUCUCACCUUUAGCAAUUUCGGUGACAGCGAAGGUACCAGCGGACUCACACUGUCCAUGAUCGCCACAGUGGUCGUCAAUGUCUCUGGACUCAUGAACGGUGGUCUUCAUCUCUUCUUUCGUUCAAACAUCAUUUCCACUAUCGGACCAAGAGACAAGAUGGCGGAGUACGAGAGACAACAACUCAAGCACAAGAUCCGGAAAGCAGAUCCGGAAUAUGAUUUCACGAGUCACGCGCUGCAGUCCGUCUCGGGAUCCAAGUCCCUGCGCCGGGUCGACAGUGAAGAGACACUCGUGAAACGAUAUGAAAAGGAUGAAGAAGAUGCGAUUGAGUCUCGAUCCACAAGGACAUAUGGCUAUAGUCCCAAGCCAGUCAUGUCCAACGGUGUAUUCCCAACAACCUCGAUACCAAGAGUCCCUGAGCCAGUCGAGUUGCCAACACCAGCCGCUCCUUCAACCGGCUUCCCUAAGCGAAGGCCAUCUACAUCAUACUCACUUUUCCCAAACACAAACAUGGCCAACAACACGGCUUCAAUAACAAUCCUACCUCCUACGACUUAUUCGCCCAUUGAGAACAACAACAAUAUUAGUCGAUUCGAAGACUUUGACAACAACACAUUAAAACCACCGCCAUCCAUCAAGAACCGCCACAUGCGCAACUCGUCCAUGGCAUCGUCUGCCACUGUCCAGAUCGGACUCCGCUUCUCCAACGUAGCCGACAUGCCACCCAUGGCGAGCUCCAUUGUGAAGAAUGCCGAGCAGGUACACAACCUGGACUGCCCCAAGGCGAUCCGACCAAGCCCUCUGGCCGCCUUUGCAACGACGGAUGAGCCGGUCUGGCCCUCGGAACCCGCCAGCCCCGUCAGCGCCACGCCGUCGCGGGAUCCAACUACCAAGGACAGCAGGAUGAAGACUUUGCCUCCAGUCCCGCGGCCAAUCAACCGCAUCAAUACCAACAUUGAGAACAGCCGCCAACAAUUCGACGACACGCCCAUCCUGAGCGCUGCCGUCUACCGCCCCGAGAGCCCUAGCAAAAAGGUGCCGAGUCCCAAGGGCGUCGGCUUCCAGUUCCCGAGCCCGAAGCGGACCAACACAACGCCGCUCCAAAUGUCCACGCGGACGCCGCCUCCCAUGACCCGGAGCCGUGGCAACUCUGAUGUCACGCAACCCAGGGGCGACUGGAUCUAG
Molecule: messenger RNA, 2031 nt
Organism: Pestalotiopsis fici W106-1
Lineage: Eukaryota; Fungi; Ascomycota; Sordariomycetes; Amphisphaeriales; Sporocadaceae
Exons: 4
Coding region: 1-2031 (676 amino acids)
Source: RefSeq, a predicted model, not a curated record